This is a messenger RNA of Limulus polyphemus (Atlantic horseshoe crab), 486 nucleotides long. It is a transcript of the gene LSm3, whose product is annotated as U6 snRNA-associated Sm-like protein LSm3. Gene Ontology annotation, molecular function: RNA binding. The record is from RefSeq and is a predicted model, not a curated record. Lineage: Eukaryota; Metazoa; Arthropoda; Merostomata; Xiphosura; Limulidae. Gene Ontology annotation, cellular component: catalytic step 2 spliceosome; U4/U6 x U5 tri-snRNP complex; precatalytic spliceosome. The transcript has 4 exons. Bases 14 to 322 code for a protein of 102 amino acids. Gene Ontology annotation, biological process: P-body assembly; mRNA splicing, via spliceosome.
UAAUUUAUCAAAAAUGGCGGAUGAUCCUGAAGUAACAGCAGCUAAUGCAGUUGAAGAGCCCCUUGAUCUUGUACGCCUUAGUCUAGAUGAAAGAAUCUAUGUCAAAAUGAGGAAUGACAGAGAGCUACGAGGAAGACUUCAUGCUUAUGAUCAACAUCUGAAUAUUAUUCUUGGUGAUGUUGAAGAAACAGUGACAACAGUUGAGAUUGAUGAUGAAACCUAUGAAGAAGUUUACAAAACAACUAAGAGAAAUAUUCCAAUGUUAUUUGUACGUGGAGAUGGAGUGAUAUUAGUAUCGCCACCUGUGAGAGGAGGAAUUUAACAUCAUUGUUGUAUUUCCAAGAAAUUAAUUACAGUUAAUUUUAUUUUGAAUCAAUGGCAUUGUUGAAUAGGUACAGUUCAUAAGUAAAAAUCCAUUUUUUUUUUUACGAAUAAUCUUUACAUUGUAGAAAUGUGUGAAUAAAGUCUUCACAACUACUAUUUGAA